Messenger RNA from Brachypodium distachyon (stiff brome), 1373 nucleotides. RefSeq names its product (+)-neomenthol dehydrogenase. Gene Ontology annotation, cellular component: membrane. The transcript is spliced from 5 exons. NCBI's taxonomy places the organism in Eukaryota, Viridiplantae, Streptophyta, Magnoliopsida, Poales, Poaceae. The record is from RefSeq and is a predicted model, not a curated record. Bases 1 to 1008 code for a protein of 335 amino acids.
AUGGACCCCAGUGCGGCGCGGCUCUCGUUGACGCUCGGCUCGCCGCGGGCUUGCCGGAGGAUGCCACACGCUCGCAGGAGGGGCACAUCGUCGAUCUGCACAGUGCACACACCGUCUGUUGACCGGCUCGCCUGGCCUGUCCCCAAGCCAAACCGCAAGCCGGCGCCGUGGUGGACUGGGGAGACAGUGGCGGUGGUGACGGGGGCGAACCGGGGCAUCGGGCACGCUCUGGCGGCGCGCCUCGCGGAGCAAGGGCUGAGCGUGGUGCUCACGGCGAGGGACGAGGCCCGCGGGGAGGCGGCCGCCGCGGAGCUCCGCGCCAGGGGGUUCCCCUCCGUGCGGUUCCGCCGCCUCGACGUCGCCGACCCCGCCUCCGUCGCCGCCUUCGCCUCCUGGAUCCGCGACCACGUCGGCGGCCUCGACAUCCUGGUGAACAACGCGGCGGUGUCGUUCAACGAGAUCGAGACCAACUCGGUAGAGCACGCCGAGACGGUCCUGAGGACCAACUUCUACGGGGCCAAGAUGCUCAUCGAGGCGCUCCUGCCGCUCUUCCGACGAGAGGCCGGUACCAGCCGGAUCCUGAACCUCAGCUCACAGCUUGGCCUUCUCAACAAGGUGAGGGACCCGUCGCUGAGGAGCAUGCUGCUGGACGAGGAAGGGAAGCUGAGGGAGGAGGAGAUCGAGGCGAUGGCGUCGCGGUUCCUGGCGCAGGUCAAGGACGGGACGUGGGCGGACCACGGGUGGCCCGCGGUGUGGACGGACUACGCGGUGUCCAAGCUGGCCCUCAACGCCUACUCCAGGCUCCUGGCGGCGCGGCUGCGCGGAGCCGUGGCCGUCAACUGCUUCUGCCCCGGGUUCACGCGGACCGACAUGACCCGCGGCUGGGGCAAGCGCACCGCCGAGGAGGCCGGCCGCGUCGCCGCCGGGAUCGCGCUCAUGCCGCCCACCGAGCUCCCCACCGGGAAGUUCUUCAAGUGGUGCACGCCGCAGCUCUACUCCAAGCUGUGACGUGACAAUGCAAAGGAACGAUUUCGAGAUGGAAAAUUGGGUUGCAUGCAUGGCCCGAUGUCCGUUUAGCGAUUAGCGCGUGACUCCAGUUCUGCGCAGUCCAAGAAUUGGAGCUAGAGUGUUUGAUUGACACGUACUUGUUCUAAUUUAUACAUUCGGUGUGAGCUGCAGCUGCGCGGCGUCGUUGCCUCUCUCUUUGCAAUAUUGGGAAUUUGGGAUCGAGAUCAGUUGUAGUCCCACUGUCAUGAUAAGUGUGGUUAUUUCCGCAUCGGCAGUUGAAACUAAGAUAAUGUAGUGGCACACCGAUCAAGUGCAAAAUAUGUAGGGGGUCUGACAACAACAAAUGGGAUACACCAAUUUACUAA